This is a messenger RNA of Necator americanus (New World hookworm), 960 nucleotides long. RefSeq lists its product as uncharacterized. The transcript has 3 exons. Lineage: Eukaryota; Metazoa; Nematoda; Chromadorea; Rhabditida; Ancylostomatidae. The record is from RefSeq and is a predicted model, not a curated record. Gene Ontology annotation, molecular function: structural constituent of cuticle. Bases 1 to 960 code for a protein of 319 amino acids.
AUGAAAGUCUACACGGUGACUUUCAUUGCGAGCUCUCUUAGCGGCAUUGUGUUAAUAUGCUGCCUUUUGUCCAUCGGCCAAAUCUACAACAAUGUUCAAGAAUUUUGGCGUGAGCUGGAUGAAGAAAUGAGCACUAUUCGAACUCAAACUGAUGAAAUGUGGCGCGACCUUGUGCACAUCGGCGCUACUCGCCGACGACGUGAUACCUACAAUCAAGGUGGCUCAAGUUCAUACGUCGCUCCUAGUGUCCUUCCCAGCGCUCCUGCACACGCCUUCGCCAUGCCCCCUUCGGGUCCUGCGCCCACCUCCGCUGGAUGCAUGUGUAAGAGUGGAGCUGAUAACAAGUGUCCUCAUGGACCUGUCGGAGCAAAAGGUCUUCCCGGACUUCCCGGUCCUAACGGUAUUCCUGGAAUUGAUGGCAAACCAGGAGUAGACGCUCUUGACGUUAGUCCGGAACCUCAAGAUACAGGAGUUUGCUACCACUGCCCACAAGGACCCCCUGGUGCUCCUGGACCUAUUGGUCGCCCUGGACAACGAGGAAUGAAGGGAGUAGACGGAGCACCUGGCCGGCAAGGACAUGACGGAAAUCCAGGUCGCCCUGGAGAAAUGGGAGCCCCUGGUCCACAAGGACGUCCUGGUCCUGAUGGUCGCCCUGGAGAAAAAGGAGCUGACGGACGCAAACCCAUUGGCCGUCCUGGACCCAAAGGUCAACGAGGUCCUCAGGGAGACAGCGGAGCCCAAGGCAAUCCAGGCCAAAAUGCACCACCAGGCCCUCCUGGACCAGCUGGACCAGUCGGAGCACUCGGACCUCAGGGACCGACAGGAAUUGGCGGACCACCCGGAUUCGAGGGAGGACCUGGAAGGCCAGGUCGCGAUGCAGAGUACUGCCAUUGUCCAGCUAGAGGCUUCCAUGGAGCAGGUGGAGGCGGUAAGGACUCUUACAACAAGGUCAAAGUAUAA